Molecule: messenger RNA, 2460 nt
Organism: Didymodactylos carnosus
Lineage: Eukaryota; Metazoa; Rotifera; Eurotatoria; Philodinida; Philodinidae
Source: the annotation of a GenBank genome assembly
AUGUAUAUACAAUGCUACUCAACAGAGGAAGCUUAUAAUUCUAUACUAGAAAAAGCUGAUGAUGCCAAUGACGAUAUUGAAACUAAUCUGUUAAAACAAUCUGGUUCGACGUUAAGAUCAGCAACAUUUUUACUGAAAUUGUACAGAGCGGAUGAUUUACCACGAAUGGAUAGUGCAUUUUUGCAUGGUGUUACGAAAAUAUUUAGUGGUCAAGAAGAUGUUAAAGAAUUAGUUGAUCCAUACGUUUCAUUCACAUUUGCAGGACAACACGUAGAAUCGAAAACUGUCUAUGCUUGUUCACAUCCAGAAUUUAAUCAAGAAUUACGUUUAGGACUUAAAUUUCCUUCAAUGUGCAAUAAAUUAACCAUUACAGUAAUGGACUGGGAUCGUCUAACAAAAAAUGAUUAUAUUGGUGUACAUAAUAUUGAUCUAUCCAGUGUAUCGAGCGAUAAACAAGACGGUUUUUUACCAAUAUUUGGCCCAUGUUGGAUUAAUUUGUACGGCUCACCACGUGAAUUUUCUGAAAUACCAACUGCAUUAGAUGUUCUUAAUACCGGAAAGGGUGAAGGUGUUGCUUAUCGUGGCCGUGUAUUUAUUGAAUUGGUAACAGUCUUAGGUGAAACUCCAUUAGAAUCAUUAAUUGAUAUAUCAAACUCGGAAAUUGUACGAUCAUUACCAUUUCAAUCACGUAAAAAAUUUAAAUUACAUGCCGUCUUUUAUGACGCAACUAUGUUAUUUGAACAUACAUCGAUGAUGGAAUUUGAAGUUAGCAUGGGCAAUUAUGGUAAUAAAUUAGAGGAUGUUCUUGGUAGUGCUAAUAGUUCAACAACACCACCGACAAAUCCUGUUUUCGAUGGGACAUCUUAUUAUUAUCUACCAUGGGGUACUGCAAAACCAUGUGCACAAGUUGUUGCAGAAUGGGAAGAUAUUACAUUUCGAUUAGAAGCAAUAAAUCAAUUAUCAAAAAUUAGAUUAUUAAUUAAUGGAAUUCUUUCAUCAAUAAAAUCACUUAAAACCAAAAAUACAGCAGAAGAUAUUAUUUUACGACAAUAUCGACAAUCAUUGGAUUUGGUUAUAGCUCAGCUAAUAAAACCGUUACCCAAUGCUGAAACUGGUCGACAUUAUACAAAUGAGUUAGAUCGUCUUCGUCGUCAACUGCGAGAUAAAAUUAUAGGAGAUAUGAUCGUAAAUUUAGAAGCUAUGAAAUUAAAACCUCAAACUACAUCAAAGGAAUUUGAAGAAGCUUUUUUUGAUAUUUGUAAUACUUUACAAAGCUUAGAAGCUGAACCACAAAAUAGUAUGCCUGAUGUAAUAAUAUGGCUUUUAUGUAGUGGUAAACGCUUUGCUUAUUAUCGUUUGCCAGCACACGAGGUCCUUUAUUCGGCGCAAAAAGAUCGAAAAGGACGUCUCUGUGGAAAACUCCAUACAAUAACAAUGAAAUGGCCGGGAAAAGAAUCGGAGAUUGAAAAAGAUAAAAGAAAUUUUCUGCCAGCUCAAGUACGUGUUAAAGUAUGGCUAGGCACCCAGUCAAAUGAACACGAUUGGUUGUCAUCGGAGAAAGGAGGAGAAUUGGUUGUUUAUGCAGAAACAUACGAAAAUCAAACAAAUAUUGUAGGAAAAUGGACCACAGGUGGACCUCUAAUGAGUAGACCAGCGUGGUCUGAUGUAACGGGAAAUAUUAGUUUACCUCAAAAAAAUUUUCAAUUACCACCUGAUUGGCGAUGGGAAGGUGACUGGUACAUUAGUCCAGAUAUAAGUGCACGAUAUGCAGAUGAUGCUGGUCAUAACAAAUUUACAGAAGAAGUUUAUGAACAUCAGAGUCGUUUAUUAGCUGGUGCACAAUGGCAACCAAAGGCAAAUGGUUGGACAGAUAUAGCGGGUGAUAAAGUACCAAGUAAAAGUGAACGAGUAAAUCCUCCUGAUGGUUGGAAAUGGGAAGAUGAUUGGACAAUUGAUAUUAAUCGUGCUGUGGAUGAAGAAGGUUAUGAAUACUGUGUUAAUCAAACAUUAGGUGGAUGGUGUCCAACUGAUAAAAUAUUUCAUUUAAAUCGUCGACGCCGAUGGUUUAGAACAAGAAGCAAAGAAUUUCAGGAUGGACUUAAAAAUGGUUGGGAAUAUGCACCCAUGUUUAAUAUGAAAUUUCAUGCUGAUGAACGUAGUAUGGAUAUGGUUAGACGACGACGUUGGCAUCGAAAAAUGAUACCUGAAUCACUUGAAUAUACACAAGCCGUAUUUCGUAUGAAAUCACAAGUGGAAGCAACAUCAUCUGGAGACGAGCAUGAUAAAGGAAAAACGGAUGCAAAAAAAGAGAUAAUAGAAAUAAACGCUCCAAGAAUGUUUUUAAAUUUUAAAGAACCUCAUAAAUACGAACUAAGAUGUUAUAUGUAUCAAGCACGUGGUCUAGCAUCAAUGGAUACAAACAGUUUUUCAGAUUCAGCUCAACGAACUGAUCACGAAUAA